Messenger RNA from Monascus purpureus, 879 nucleotides. The record is from the annotation of a GenBank genome assembly. NCBI's taxonomy places the organism in Eukaryota, Fungi, Ascomycota, Eurotiomycetes, Eurotiales, Aspergillaceae.
CUUCAAUCAAGCUAUUCAUUCAUAUCGAGGUAAAAAGGAAUGCCUCCUCGCCUGAAGACCUUUGCGCAGCUCAGAAACUCCAUCGCCGUCACCCACUACAAUCAACGACAGCAUGCAUUUUCCUCCUCCUCAGACCGGUCGGCAUCGGCACGCGAGCCAACACUAUACGAAGUACUCGACGUGCCGGUGACGGCCACCACAUCAGAGAUCAAAAAACAAUUCUAUUCCCUCUCCCUCCGUCACCACCCAGAUCGCAAUCCGCGCGACCCAACCGCCACCUCCCGCUUCGCCCGCAUUUCAUCCGCCUACCACAUCCUCAGCAACGAAGCAAAACGCCGCACAUACGACCGUGACCAUGGCAUCCACUCCUCCUUGCCCUCAACACAUUCCUCUGCACACCCAAUGGGCAGUUACAGCUCCUACUCUGCAAACCUACACACGAAACAGGGCGCAUCCUACGCAGGCUCCAGACCCGCAAGUGGUCUGAGUAAACGUCGCAGCGCCUUUCGCGGUCCCCCGCCCAGUUUCUAUAGACAUGGUGGGUAUGGGAGAACCGGUCGGACGGCGUCGAGCGCCAACGGCUAUGGUCAUGCACAGGGUGCCGGUCGUGGCGGUGCCGCCCGCGGCGCUACCAGUGAUCCAGAGGAUGCGACGGCGUUUGUUGAUCGGAAUCCCGUGUCGCAUUUUAAUGCUCGCGGCCAUUUCAGGACUCAGUCUGCUGAGGAUGAGAGGAGGGAAGCACGUCGUGCCCGCGCGAGGCGGGUGAGUGCUGAGGAGAUGAUGAGGACGGGCGGCCAUUCUGGGUUGCGGUUCGUUGCUGUUUGUGCCAUUCUCGUUGGGACUGGUCUUGUUACGGCUCUUUUUCCAGGUGCGAGGUGA